This is a messenger RNA of Miscanthus lutarioriparius, 735 nucleotides long. The record is from the annotation of a GenBank genome assembly. Lineage: Eukaryota; Viridiplantae; Streptophyta; Magnoliopsida; Poales; Poaceae.
AUGGCAGCCGCCGACGCGACGCGUACGCUGGUCGCUGCCCUAUCGCUCGCCGUAGCCGCCUGCUGCCUCGCGCAGCUGGCGGCGGCGGACACGAACGGCGUCUACGAGCCGUGCAGCGACACGCGGAUCCAGCGCGGGGACGGCUUCACCUUCGGGGUGGUCUUUGCGGGAUACAAUACCUUCUUCUCCGGCAACACACAGCUCUCCCCCUGCGACCGCCGCCUCAACCUCGCUGCCUCCGGGCAGCUCGCCCUCUUCCGCCCCAAGGUCGACGAGAUCUCCCUCCUCACUAUCAACACCACCACCGGAUUCAACGCAGCUUCAGCUGGUGGAUUCAUGGUAGCAUUUGCUGGUAGGAAGUAUGCAGCUAGAUCUAUUCCGAUAUUUGUAUCCAACACCUCAGUUACAGUGUCCAGCUUCACCCUGGUACUUGAGUUCAAUAAAGGCAGGCUUCAAAACUUGCACUGGAAGAAGGAUGGCUGUGGUGCUUGCUCCGGCAAGUCAAACUUUGUCUGCCUUGGCAAACAAACAUGCGCCAUAAGGACGCAGAGCUGCAAGAGCCAAGGGCCUGUCGACUGCAGCAUCGGCAUCCAGCUGGCUUUCUCUGGUACGGACAAGCACGAGUCGGUUCUGAACUCAUGGUACGAAGUCUCCAACCUGAGGCAGUACUCCCUGUAUGGGCUCUACUCGAACCUCAAGGACACCCUGAGCGGCCAGUUCAACAAAAUCUUCUAG